GGAUGUAUGCUGACCUCACUACUUCUUACAAGGCGACCGAGAUAUUAUAUGCAUUUUCAUUUUUAAUGCAGGAGAAUGAGAAAAUAGCAACACCCGAUAGCAUCUGGGCUUUAAUCACACGUGCUGUAGAUCGUUUGCAUCGUAGUAGCCUACGUACGGCAUUAUUAGUCUCGCUCUGGCAUGGAUCUGAAGCUUGAAUAAGUUGUCUGCACUCAUUGCCAUCAACCCUCCCCGUCCCGGAUUGUGCUUCUACAGAUUUGGCAUCUAGGAUCUAUCAUCCCCCUCUUUUUCCUCUACUACACUGGCUGGCUGUUAGGAUCCACUUCCUUCAGCUACACGAGGGGCCAUCCUCAUUGGUCUUGAUGAGCGUGAGGGCCUACCCCCACCACUCCUUGGCCAAUCCUCAUGGGAGCGUACAGCUGACAUAUGACGCUGCAAGGCGGUGCUUAUGUUGGGGCGACCUGAACUGGCUGGCUGUGCUGAGUUAAAUGGAGGAGCAGGAGAGGAGCAGGUCCCCAUCCCGAGCCAAACGGGUGGAGCAGGCAGUGGGCCGGUGGCUGCGUCGCUCCCGAGACUCCAUCAGCAGGGAGAGGAAGUCGGCAGACGGCUGGCCGGUCGGGGCCAGCGGGAGCGCCCCCCAGAGCACCCCGGUGAGGGUGACUGUGCAGAUCCUGCGGGACCCGCUUCUGGAGUCUCACGGUUUCAGCGUCUCCGAGCAGCCCCCCCUGCAAGUGAGGGACGUCACUUCAGGCGGCCCAGCAGAUGGGAAGCUUGUCCCUGGUGAUCAGCUGCUGAAGAUUAACAAUAUCGCAACAGACGACCUGUCCCCUGAGCAAGCUGCAGUCAUUAUCAGUGAGGUGCCAGACUCUGUGACCAUGACCGUCCUUAGACAAUGUUUGGGCCCAAAGUCUUCCUUCAUGACCGCUGAAAAAAGGGCACGUUUACGGUCCAAUCCUGUGAAGGUGCGCUUUGCAGAGGAAGUGGUCGUCAAUGGUCAUGCUCAGGGAAACUCUCUACUCUUCCUCCCUAAUGUAUUGAAGGUGUACUUGGAAAAUGGCCAGACAAAAGCCUUCAAGUUUGGAACCAUGACCACAGUGAAGGACAUCCUUGACACCCUGAAGGAGAAGCUGUCCAUUCGCUGCAUAGGGUAUUUUGCCCUGGUCCUGGAACAGCAGUAUACUACCACCAGGCUACUGCUACUGCAUGAGGAGGAGAUAAUCCACAAGGUUGUGCAGAGGAAGGAUUCACAUGACUACCGUUGUCUGUUCCGAGUGAGCUUCUUGCCUUGCGAUCCAUUGGAGCUGCUUCAGAGAGACCCUGCGGCCUUUGAGUACCUGUACCUGCAAAGCGUCAGCGACGUGCUGCGGGAGCGCUUCGCUGUGGAGAUGAAAUGCAACACCGCCUUGUGCCUGGCGGCACUGCACAUGCAGGAGAGGGUGCACAGCUGCGGACAGACGCACAAGACGUCCGUCAAAAGCAUCACGAAGGAAUGGGGCAUUGAGAACUUCAUCUCACCAACCCUGCUGAGGAACAUGAAGGAGAAGGACCUCAGGAAAGCCAUCAGCUAUCACAUGAAGAAGACUCAGAGUCUCAUGGAGCCGAGGCAGAAGGUGCUGUCAGUAGUCCAGGCCCGUCUGAACUACCUGAAGCAGCUGGGGGAUCUCAUGUCAUACGGGGGAAAAUUCUUCACAGCCACCAUGAUGUACCAGGAGAGAGAGACUAUGGUGAACCUACUGGUGGGGGCCAGGUAUGGCAUCAGUCAGGUGGUCAACCACAAACUGAACCUCCUGUCCCCCCUGAUGGAGUUCAACAGCAUCGGUCGUGUGGAGCUGAUGCCUGAGUCCGAGAAGACCAGCCUGGUCAGGAUCUAUAUACAGGACAUGAAGCCUGUGACUCUGCUGAUGGAGCCUGUGGCUGCCAAAGACCUGUCGUGCCUGGUGAGUGGCUACUGCAAGCUGGAGGCAGAACGCGCGCAAGCCAUCUUCUUAUUGGCCAACCAACCCAGGGAGCAUCGCAUCUCAGCAGAGGAAGGUUACGGGUCUCGUGGUUGCAGCGAUUCAGACGAGUCCUCCGAGGCAGAAGCCGGCGACGACACUUUGGAUGACCUACCUGAAAAUGAACCUGGGGUCACGCCAGAGUGCGAGGCGGAGAAGCUACACAACGCACAAGGAGGAGAAGACUGGGCAGAGGAAGAGGAGGAGGAGGUGCAGGAGGAGGAGACCCCCGAGGCAGCAGCAGCGGCUGGAGACCACGCGGAGGCGAAAGUGGGAGGAGGAGGAGGGGCGAACCAGAGAAGGUGUGAAGCGCAGCUAGGCGAGAACUUGUUUCUGGAGCUGUCGGACUUUUGCCACACCGACUCUCGAGUCGACGCCAGCUUUUCCAGCGACUCCAUGGACGCCCUGAUGGAGGAUGCCGUCAUGCCCCGUCCCUCCGGUGGGACGAACCCGCAGGGCCGUCAGCCUGACCUUGCGGACACACCAGCGGAGACGGGUCCGGAGGCUGAGGUCGUCGCCCUUCGACCCGCCGACAUCGAUUACGACAAGGACCCUUCCCUGUGUUUCGCUGAGCUGUCCCGCAUGGUUGACUUCCUGCCAAGUCCCCCAGAAGCCAGCGAGGAAGAGGAGGAGCAGGUGGGCUCUGGCCUUCCCCCGCAGAGAGACCAAAUGCUUGCGUACGAGGGGAGUAAACUGCAGUGCCGCUUCAGCGUCCGCUCAAAAGCCAGCGGCCUGCUCAAAACGCAACCUGUCCACACACAGAGAGCAGAAGAGCAGGCCCCGUCCCAGAACUCAGGUCCAGCCCCCGUUGUUCAGCCCUCGUCUGUUUUUGGGGACAGCAGCUCAGAAGAUGAGUUUUUUGAUGCUCAUGACAGAUUCACUCCGUCGGUGUCGACAGUGGAUAGCGCCUCAGAAAUGCUCCCAGAAGACAGUGGUGUGGUGAGGACGCAGGGUCUGAGUGCUGGAGUGAGGGAAGAGGAGAGAACCAGCAAGAGAAGGGGAGGGCAGCAAGAGGCAGACCUGGAACCUUCCGUGAAAAAGUGCCACAAACGGCAAGCAUCCUUCCCAAGGAUAGAUCGGCCUAUGGUCUGUGAGGAACAGGUGUGCUAUUAUAGCGGCAAACCAUCGGACUCUCGUCUUUGUCUCAGCGUCACCUCCUUAAGCGGUUCCAGAGUGGAGACUGCACCGUCCAGUCCCAUCCCCAGUUCCUGCUCCCGCUCGGCUGGUUGUUACGGUGGUAGGACGCCUAGCCUUGCACAUCCACUCUCCUCUGAACUAGCAGGAGAGGAGCGAGCUGGGGUGGUAGUCGAGGCAGAGAUGGAGAAGCCCCCUGUGGCCUCCCUCUUGAGCCCGACUAUGGCUCGCCCCCCGAAGACCGAGAGCAGCAAGGUUCACACUGCUGAUGGGAAGGAGAAUGAGGAAAACCAUUGUGCCGCUUCCUGUACAAAAGGGCCUGCCUCCAAUCCCAUGCUUCCCAGUACCGCAGCUAGUCUGUUGACCAACCAGCAGCCUAGAAAGGGGGCCAUGACUGACAUAGGGUUGGGCACCACCAAAGUCCCCCUUGCUGAAGGGCAGGGAGCAGGCCAGCUGGAAGGAAGCCCAAGACCGCGAUCAACCUUGCUUACCCAUCGACCAGAGGAAGCUAGAGGCGGACACUCAUUGUCACAAAGCAUCUCACCCCAACCUGCCUUGCCAUCGUUGUGUCCUCUUUUGCCCAUGCCCAAGACCCCCAGCCCCAAGACAGACACAAAGAGCAACCAAGAGGUCAAUGAGCAGGCUGCUCCUCCUCCUUUCCGUCUGGAGCACAGGAAAAGAAACAGCUGCUUUGCCUUGCUCCUGAGAAAUGGUGUGUCACCGAGCUACGAGAACCUUCUCCGCUCUGAAAUGGAGGCCCUUGGUGUGAAAGACACCAGGGCGAUCGGGAGGUCUAGUGCUUCAGUCAAAGAGUCGAGUGGCUUAGACAUCCAGGGCUGCUCCUCGGCAUUGGGGAGCCGCCUCUCUUCCUCCAUGAUUCGGUGUAAGAUACAGAAGCUGCCCUGGUACCUGUCCCGGUCUCAGGAGCCCCACAGCACCCGGGGCAACGGUAACCCUGAUGACAGCCACAAUUCAUCAGGGUCCUCGGACCUGAGCCAGUGCAGAACAGAGGUCAUGAAGGUUGUGGACCAGGAUUCCAAAUUUGCAGAGAAGGCCACUGAGAUUGGCAACCACUCAGAGGAACAAGUGGAUCUCAGAUCAGACACUAGUUUAUCAGAGUCUGGUCUCUGCGUCAAAACUGAUGACUCGGUCGUGGUUUCCUCCUCUGUGGAUAUGAAACCAGAGACUCGAGUGCAAGCAGAUACCAGUGUUGGGUGUCAAGGGCCAACAUCACAGUUUGGGGUGGAGGAGGAGUCAAAUCCAGGGGUCAACGGCUCCAUAGCAAGGACUGUGGAAACUUGCAACCCCAAGCAAACGUGCAGCGCUCUCCAACAAUGUGAGUCUGAGCAGCCCCACCCCCUCCCUCAGCCCUGGCAUCACCCCUGUCCCAGCAGAAGUGCCAGCCCGGGUUGUGGCUCAGCUUCAGGCCUGGCAGAGAAGCAGGCUCACCGGGAGGCCUGUGGGUGCCGGACCGUCUACGCCAACUGCUUCAGUGGGGAUGUGGAUGGAAGCGGGUUCGAUGAGGAGCUGACGGUGCACGAGUUCUCCCGCAGGACGCAGGCGGUUGAGGGGGCACCUAUGACAUCCCCGCUCCCCUCCUCUUUCUCCUCUAACUCAUUCCCCUCCUUUCCUGCUGGCACUCUCUCUCACUCCGCUACCUCUGAGUUGAGCCCCCUGCUGCCCUCGCUGGAGACCCGCAACGGCCUCCCGGCCACGCCUCCUGAGGACGCGCUCACCCAGCUGCGCACCCGCCGUUACCGGCUCCCGGGCGGGUUUGCCUCGUUGCAGCGGGACGUGGAGGAGCUCCUGGCACUCCUGCAGGGGGCGCCCUGGGACAGGGGGCAGCAGCCCGACCAGGCCACCCGCGAGCCCCUGUUCUCUGACAGCGGGCAGCUCCUCCAUGCCGAGGCGCGCAGGCUGAUGUCGGGCUGCCAGCAGGUGACCCGCGUGGGCCAAACGCCCGAGGAGAUGCUGCAAUGCUUGGCCGACGGCUUCCGUGCCCUUGUACGGCUCGCCUGUUCGUGUCUGCGCUCACCAGGCGGGGUGGGGAGCCGCGAUCAGGCCCUGGGCGCCCUAAGGGAGAUAGCUGGGGCAUACGGGGAGUUCGCCCGGGCGGCGGAGAGAGUGAGCGGGAGAGAGAGCUGCCAGGACCUCAGCAUCAAGCUCCUGGCCAGGCAGUGCACUGCCCUCACCACGUCCAUCUUCUGUCUCACACAGCUCUUCUGCACCAUCACCACUCUAUGAUGGCUUUCACUUCUGACCUUUGACCUUUAACCCCUGAUGCCAGUCUGUGAAACAGAUAAAGGCAUUAUACCUCAUUGAGACCACAAUGUGUUAGUUCCCGCAUUGGGAUAGGGAACUUUUUUGAGUCUGUGUGUGACAGCUUGUUUGCUCUAAAGCCGUAGCUCAGCUGAAACACUGAAUCCUCUUCCAAUUUGUUUUUAGGAUCAAGGCUUUCUAUCAACCCCAUUAGUUUGGCUGAGUAUUAUCUGCCAGCUGGGGAGUUUGAGGGGCUGAGUGAUUUUGUAAUUUGCAAUAAUCUGUGUCUGUGCACAUGUGUAAACCAAACAAAAUCUAUUUUUUCUGAAACGGCACUUUGUUGUAUCAAUUAAAUUAUGCCACUUGCUUGUCUAUGGAAGCAAAUUUGGAGCUCCUGCUAAGUGAUAUACACUGUAAAAGAAGCAUGCACCCUUUUCUGUCACAAUGGUGGAGACAACAAGUGCCAAGUCUACAAGAAACAUUUGCUAUUCUAUGGUUAACAGGUUCAUUUGUAAUUGGCAAAGAAGAGCGCAGCCAUUCAUAGCCAGAAAUAUUGUGCGCAAAUAAAGACACAUACAUGCACUGUGCCAUACAAACACCAAAACCUGCACAUACAUGCACUAUCCAAUAACAACUGAUUUAAAAAACAAAACAAAAAACAGACUGAUACACCAAGGGACUUGUACACUACAAAGCAGCUGUCCACAACAGCAAUCGCAUGUUCUCCCCCACACUUGAAAACGGAAGUUUGGAUUAUUUAUUUAUUUCUGUAUUAAAAUUUAAAUAUAUUUAUUUACUUAUUUAUUUUGCUUCCGUACACUGAUCGCACCAUGGUUUCCUUUGCUGGGGAAACCAGGAACUGGAGUGCCGGUCAGAGAGACUGUUCUUCAGGGCCGAUGCAUCUGCCAAGCAUGGCUCUCUACCUCCCGCCUCAGACUGAACACUGUUCUUUCGAGCACUGGUUCGCCACUGGAAGAUCACACUACGGUGGACAAAAUCUUUGUUUUUGUAUGUCACAGUAUUACUAAUCAUAGAUGUAGCAUAUGUAGCUAAUAUCAUUUGUUUAUACAUGAAUUUCUAAAUGCAUUUCCCAGCAGGAUAUUUAUUGAAGAAAAGCGUUAUUGUCCUGAGUGUUUUUGAAGGGCUUUUUCACAUAGUUCAUUGUUGAUGUGUUUUUUUUUUUUUUGGGUUAUAUUUCUCACACAUGGAUUGAAGAAACCUUUCCGUAGAGAAAUGAAGAUGGUCAGUCAUAAUGUAAAGCCAUGCUGUAUUUCCCUCAGCUUAAAGGGCAGAUCUAGUUUCAUAAAGAGUAACAUCCUAGGACACAAAGUGUUUUCCUGUGUCUUAAAAAAAUGCAUAUUGAUAUUAUGGUUAAAACCAUUGAGGAUAUUAUGCAAAGUCUCCAGAACAAUGACAAUGACGUACUUCAUAGUCUCACUGAACAACCAUAAAUAAAAAACACUAAAUAUACUGCAGGAAUCACUACCUCAGUUGGUUCUUAGGUGGUCAUACAGCUGACUGUUAAAAUGCCUAACUAAAUGACCUGUCCAUCCAUAGGAUUUACCUGAAUUAUUAUAGGGGUUACAAUUUUAGCAAGGGAAUUUGGGUCUGGGACCGACAAGUCACAGAAAUAUGUACCUUAAAGGCACAGUAUGCAGGAUUUCUACCUUGAAAAUAUUGUGAAAUAUAAUAAACAUACUAAGGCAUAUCAUAUCUCAGUGAAGCAAAGUGAAAGCAAGCCAACUAGGAAUUACUUUUUCUUGCUGGCCAUCGCUAUCGAAAAACAAUAAGAACUAAAGAUAAAGCGGAUUUGAAACAUAAAAACUGAGAUGAGGUGGGGUUGAGGUGGAGAUGAUUGUAAACACAGGACCACAAAAACAUCUUGCAUAGUGUGCCUUUAAUACAAGAACGUAUUGAUAGACAAUAUGCUGACUGUAAUAGCCCAUUGAAAUGCACUGCAGUUGCCUGGAUUCCUGAUGUGAAUUUUGCUAUGACUCUGAAAUGAAAUGUUUUUACACUGCAAAAUAUCCUUUGCAAGUAAUGCUGUCUGCUAUUCCAAAACUGCAUAUUGUUCAUUAAAACCCAGUCACAUGGCAAUGUCUUCUGUGGGAGAAUACUUGCAUUCUGACCUUAGUUCCAUGCACCGACAGACUUUAGCGAUAGUACGGUCUUCAAACAGAAAAAAAAAAAAAGCUAAAGUACAUAAAAGAAUGGAAGGCAUCAAACACUGUAGGCAUUCAGAAGCAUUUGGAAUGGGAGCUAGCACUGUGUAUCAUAAGACUGUAAUGCAUCCUAAAAUGUAGUGCGAUUGAAUUCCUGGUCUUGCCUUGCUAGUCCUGGCUGUGGCGGAAAGUCAAGUACCCAAGCACUGCUAGCCACAGCAUCGCCCAAGGACGGAGGGUUUCCCUAUGUAGCUCCAGUUACUGAUCGUUACCGAUCGCUUCAGAGUCCUCCAAUGCAGUUGAUGGCACAGCAGUUGGAUUGCAUAGUGAAAAGAAUCAGCAGCUGGCUGUGCUAUGCCCAUCUAGAUCCAUGGAGAACAUUGCGGAGAUUGGUCGAGCCUAAAUCACUUUUACGUGCUCUGAAAUCUGGGGAGAAGAUAAAUAUAAUAAAUGAAGUGGGCUUCUGUAUUAUCUGACUUAUUGUCAGCCCCAGACGAUGACACACUAUGUGUUAAACGUUUUCUUGUUUUCAUGGGCAUCUUCAUUUCUUGGGACCUACCAUGCUUAUGCCAAAAUUGUAGCCGAGUUUUUGCAUCACUGCUUUGCUGUAAAAGGAAGAGGAUUAUGUGAUGUGGCAUUAAAAUAAAUGCCAUCUUUUACUCAAGGAUUUCAUUCUGAGUUAUGGCCAUGCUUAUAAGUAUGCCCAGAUCCAGCAAAAAUAUAAAAAUAAAUAGGGUAACCCUAUAGUCUUUGGUCAGGCCCUAGGACCUAUUGUAUUUCGUCCUCUAGAGUAACACUAUGACCUUUUUUUUUUAACUAAUGGUGAAGGUGUACAUAUCUUAGGUUCAAUAUGCUAACGUGUUGCAGAUGGUGCCUUCUGUGCAAGGUGUUCUACAUUUUUCUUGUCUAGCCAUCAGAGCUUUAAGCUCGCGCCAGUUUUUUUAUUCGGUUUGUUUCAGGGAUGGGCCACUGUUUUGAAGGGUAACAAGUCUUAGAAUCCAAGGAUACAUGUCCAAGGAAUGAGGGAACAUGUAUUCACUUGUUCAGUUAAGCACAAUCCCAGUGUGUGGUUGUAUGAAGAAGACCAGGAAGCACAAGGAUUUUUAAAGCUGUUUCAUACUUGCUGACCUUUGACAGGUGGAUGGACUUUAAGUUUAAGUCUCUGGCCACAAAGGUAAUUUCAAGGACCGUUAAUGGUCAGGGGGAUAAAUGUGGUCUGUAUAGAAUGAAAAAAGGAAUGCAUUGUUACUGCUUCCAUUUUGAAAAUGGCAGUUGUAAUGUUUUUAUUUGUUUGUUUUUUUCAUCUGGGUCAACAUCUUGUUUGAGUGGAACAGUUGAAAAGUAAAGCUCGUUGAUUUCUUUAUUCAUCCAAAAGACAAGCCUGUGCACAGCUCACACCCCAUAAAUUUCAUUCAGAUAAUGUUUUUACAUAACGCCGUGUGGAUUCACACCUGCGCUUGGCUUUGACUGUUUCUCCAUAAGUGUAUUUUUUUUAAUGCAGCCAGCAGAAAAAAUGGCUGAAUCAGAGUGUGCAGGAUUUUGACUGUGUGCUUAUACUAAAUAUAAUGUGGUAUAUCUCUGCCAUCAUGGAUUGGAAUGAUGGGAAAUGCUGCAUGUUUGAGGUCAUUUGAGCUUUGAGAUGUUUAUAUUCUACUUCGAGUAUGUUAACAGCGGGUUAUUUUCUAAACCUUUUCUUAUACUGCACUGAUUGGGAGGGGGUGAUCUGAGCAUGUGCAGAGAAUUCCAUGUUACAUUUCCACUGAAGGUUGUGACCGUAAAACUAAAUGCCUGCUGAUAGCCAUUCCUGGCUAGAAAAAAACGAUUGAUUUAUUUUUUUUAAAAGACAAUCACCGUGCAUUUUUUUGCUGUAU
Conger conger (European conger) is the source of this 9420-nucleotide messenger RNA. Its product is annotated as FERM and PDZ domain-containing protein 1-like. The record is from RefSeq and is a predicted model, not a curated record. Gene Ontology annotation, cellular component: cytoskeleton. NCBI's taxonomy places the organism in Eukaryota, Metazoa, Chordata, Actinopteri, Anguilliformes, Congridae. Gene Ontology annotation, molecular function: protein binding. The coding region runs from base 489 to 5372 and encodes 1627 amino acids. The transcript has 17 exons.